AUGGGUUGUGGUUCUUCGAAAUAGGCAGGAGAAGCAAGUUAACCAAUAUAAAUGAUACAGAAAAGGUUGAAACUAAAAACUUCAUCAACCUUACCAGACGAUAUUAAAAAGAAAUUAUUUCGAAAUAAAGAUGGAAAAUUAUUUUAUGUAGUAGAGGAAGAUAAUAAAUACAUAUAAGUUCCAUUAUUAAAUAGUGUAGAAUAGAAUGGCUUGCUGAAUAGACGGAGAUAAAUGCAUAUAUAAAGUGAUUAAUAAUUUUGA
Paramecium sonneborni is the source of this 261-nucleotide messenger RNA. NCBI's taxonomy places the organism in Eukaryota, Ciliophora, Oligohymenophorea, Peniculida, Parameciidae. The record is from the annotation of a GenBank genome assembly.